Molecule: messenger RNA, 2305 nt
Organism: Chara braunii
Lineage: Eukaryota; Viridiplantae; Streptophyta; Charophyceae; Charales; Characeae
Source: the annotation of a GenBank genome assembly
GGAGAUUCCCAAACGUUGGCGCCAUCUCUUCUGCCGAUUUCAAAAGAUAAAAAACGCCGUCGCCUGUCAAUUGGAUUUUUUUCAACUCUCCGUUCCCUCUCUCUUCCUCCUCCUCCAAAUGUGCAAAAUGAGGAUGAAUCUUCCCUCGUACAUGGAAAGAUACACCGCCAUUUCUUUUUGUCUUUUGACCAUGCGGUGAGUAGUGGAGCGAGCGACGGCCAUAGGUGCCACACCCUCAAGAACCGCGUACUCACAACAUUUGUGUGUGUGUGUGUGUGUGUGAGAGAGAGAGAGAGAGAGAGAGAGAGAGAGAGGGUUGCGACGGAUGCGAAGGUGACGGAAUGAGACGAGAGAUGGCGGAGCGUCUUGAAAAUAGUAAUUAGUAAAAUAAUAAAAUUCCCAUUUUUUUCUUCUUUUUUUUAAUUUUUUUUUCAGAAAGGUGGCUGGAGGAGAAGGGUAGGGAAGCUUCUGGCAUAAAGUGAGUCGUGAUUGAAAAAAAACGAAAAAAAAAAACAAGAAGCUUGCCGAAAGAAAAGAAAAGAAAAAAAAAGGGGUCGUUGAAAGGUCGGGAAGGAAGGUAUGAUAAAUCACAAGUCGACGGAAGCUUCGGUGGAAGAUUCAGUAAAGGACAAGUCGACGGAAGGUUCGUGCGAAGAUUCAGUAAAUACGAGAUGACAAGUCGGGGGAAGCUUCGUGCGAAGAUUCAGUGAAUACGAACGCGAGUUAACGGGAUCGCGGCGAUGGGUGAAUCUUCCCUCCGCUGCUGCCGACACGCACAACAGACAAAAAGAUAUGGUGGUGAAUCUUCCCGUGUUCUAGGCGAAGAUUCAUUCUCACGUUUGCAGAUUCCGUGAGUAGUGAGUGGAGCGAGGCCUAACAGCGGCAAACGUAACAGGGAGGAGCAGUCUGAAAGUUCUCUCAUAACGGAAGGGAAAGUACGGCGGUAUUGGGAUCUGGAAUAGGGUAUAUAGUUUACUAGGAUCUCGAGGGGUAGGUAUCUUGGGGGGGGCGAUCAGGAGGGGUAUAAUAUUGUGUGUGUGUGUGUGGCGUGUGGGGGGGGGAGCGAUCUGGAGGGUGGUGUAAUAUAAAUAUCAGGGGUCUCUGGAUAGGAGGUUGGGGGGGCGGACGGGGAGGGGGAAGGGGGGAGGAGGGGCGGGCGGGGUAUUGAGUAUCGGGAUCGCGGUGAUGGGUGAGAGUUACGACAUGGAGCGCGCGAUCAUGGCAGUGGAUUCGAAUCCCAAUUCAGAUGGAGAAUUGGGAGGUGGAGGAGGAGGAGGAGGUGGUGGUGGUGGUGGCGUCGGGGACACGCGGCAGGUAGUCGUUGCCGUUGUGCAGGCCGCCUCCGUGGGCUUUGACACAGAGGCGACCUUGCAAAAAGCCGAGCAGUUGAUUGCCGAUGCCGCGCGCGCGAGCGCGCAACUUGUCGUUUUCCCCGAAGCGUUUAUUGGCGGCUAUCCACGUGGCACGUCUUUCGGUGUGGUGGUGGGGAACAGGAGCGCGCAGGGGAGGGAGGAGUUCCGCAAGUACCACGCGGGGGCCAUCGAGGUCCCCGGUCCCGUUACCGACAGGCUAGCUCUGGUCGCGAUGAAGGUCGGGAUCUUCGUGGUGAUGGGAGUGAUAGAGAGAGAGGGAGGUACUCUUUACUGUACGGUCAUCUUCCUCGAUCCCAUGAAAGGCUACGUGUCAAAGCACAGGAAGCUCAUGCCGACGGCGGCAGAGAGGUUCAUUUGGGGCUUUGGUGAUGGGUCCACCAUGCCCGUCGUGGACACGCCCAUCGGCAAGAUCGGGACCGCGAUCUGCUGGGAGAAUAGAAUGCCUCUCUUUCGAAUGUCUAUGUACGCGAAGGGGGUGGAGAUUUACUGCGCGCCAACGGCCGACAGUCGGGAUACCUGGCUCUCGACGAUCCGCCACAUCGCGAUGGAAGGGGGCUGUUUUGUCGUAUCUAGCAAUCAGUUUUGCAGGAGGAAAGAUUACCCCCCGCCGCCAGAUUACACGUUCGUCGCGAGUGCGUCGGGAUCGGGGGAGAUGGAGGUGGUGGAGCUCGAGCCCGAUGACGUGGUGUGUAGAGGGGGCAGCGCGAUUAUCGCCCCCUCUGGAGAAAUUAUAGCGGGGCCUAAUUAUGAUGGGGAAGCGAUCAUCACAGCCACAAUAGACUUGGGCGAUAUUGUCAAAGCCAAAUUUGACUUCGACGUCGUUGGCCAUUAUGCCAGACCCGAUGUCUUCCAAUUACAAGUGAAGGAAACGCCCAACACAGUGGUACGGUUCGUGUAGUAUAUACAGUAAUAAGUAAAACAAAAGUAGGAUA